This is a messenger RNA of Triplophysa dalaica, 3428 nucleotides long. RefSeq names its product protein kinase, cAMP-dependent, regulatory, type II, alpha A (gene prkar2aa). The coding region runs from base 1192 to 2385 and encodes 397 amino acids. The record is from RefSeq and is a predicted model, not a curated record. Gene Ontology annotation, cellular component: cAMP-dependent protein kinase complex. Gene Ontology annotation, biological process: regulation of protein phosphorylation. Gene Ontology annotation, molecular function: cAMP-dependent protein kinase regulator activity. The transcript has 10 exons. Lineage: Eukaryota; Metazoa; Chordata; Actinopteri; Cypriniformes; Nemacheilidae.
GGCUCAGCGGCUCGCGGUGAAGGAGGGAGAGCGCGCCUCGACUAGAGGCACACACGGUCUGUUCUUAAAGCAAAACCGAUAAAUUGAGCUGAUACAUGGCGAAAACUGUUUUAUUCGACGUCACGACACGUAACCGUUCCGGACCGCGGCUCUGACAGCGACAGGCAUAGUGAAUAUUCGCAUCCCUCGUUGGUUGGAGUUUUUAUCUUUUUUAGGGCUUUCAUAGCACUUUCUUGCUUGGAAUCGCGCGAGCACCAGUAUCUCUGCGAGCAUCGUUUCAUGCUUACUGGUGACACUCGUACAUUCCGUUCCUGAACUUUACAAGGCGACUUUUGUCUACUUUCCGGUUCGCCCGGUGUUCUCCUCGACGUCAGACCGGUUGCACAUUCAACCCGGCCGACGCGGCCUCGUUCCUUGUCAAGCCCCCGGCGAAGACUCCUGUGCAUCUCCGUUAGAGCCUGGUACACUCUCCACAGAAACAAUUGUCGUGUUUACAACAACCGACACGGAGGAUACCAGAAGAAAACGAAGGAUCUGUACUCCGGCGAUACAGACAGACGGAGCUGUCAUACAGCAUAUCAACUAGGCUAAGCAGAAAAAUCCAAGCUAAAUUUACAUAUUUUGAGAUUAGUCUCGUAUGCAUUUAACGCAUUCGUGCAUAUCCGAAAUUGAGAUAUAAAACCGAAACGUCAAGCAUAAACUAAACACGUUUUGUCCAAAGCGAAGGCCUCGUCUGCUAACUCCGAUAGCUCCAUCGCUAACUCUCAGCCUUGCUUUAAUCGGCACCUCUAAUCUUAUUAACAGUGCACUUUUUGACUCUCAUUCAACGUUUGGUUUGUAGUGUUCUGCGUAACAGAGGAGUGUUUUUAACCUGAAGUUAUUGGUUCAACGCACAGUGUAGUAAUAUCAUUGGCAUGCUCGCUGAGCUGUAUCUUGAGCUGAAGAAGGAAAUCGAGUUGUCAGCCUUUAUUUUUCACUCAGCGGCCUGAUUUCCAGUUAAUUACCAGUUUGGGGGAAACCAUUCUUAUGUGUUGGGCUGGUUUCAGCUGACCUUUGCUCGGUACCAAAUUAACUCAAUCCCAGCUGCAUGCACUGAUACGGAAGAUACUUGAUUUAUAUUUUUGUACCGUAGUCCAGGAGCCACAUAGAACAGGGUCCGAUAUCUGAGGAAACCCCUACUACUGCUUAGACAUGAGUAUUGAGAUCCCGGUCGGUUUGACGGAGCUGCUGCAAGGCUACACCGUGGAGGUGCUGCGCCAGAGGCCGCCAGAUCUGGUGGAGUUUGCCGUGCAGUAUUUCACCCGCCUGCGGGACACCAGGAGCCAAGACGGAUCCGGGGCCGCCGCCAAAACAGGUGUGAAAGGGGUGAUGUUCGAUGGCGAGCCUAUGCAGACAGAGUCCAACGGCGACGAUGAUGACGAGGAUGAUGACUCAGAUUUUGAACCUCCUCCCCCCAGCAGAUUUAACCGAAGAGUGUCGGUAUGUGCGGAGGCCUUUAAUCCUGAUGACGAUGAUGAAGACUCGGAGCCGAGAGUCGUGCAUCCAAAAACAGAUGAACAGCGCUGUAGAUUACAGGAGGCCUGCAAGGACAUACUUCUGUUCAAGGCCCUGGAUCAGGAGCAGUUUUCAGAGGUCCUAGACGCCAUGUUUGAGGUUCUUGUGCAGCCACAAGAACAUGUCAUUGACCAAGGAGACGAUGGAGAUAACUUUUAUGUAAUUGAGAGGGGAGUGUAUGACAUUGUGGUACAGAAGGACGGUGUGGGCUGCUGUGUGGGUCAGUACAACAAUAAGGGCAGUUUUGGAGAGUUGGCCCUCAUGUACAACACUCCACGUGCUGCAACCAUCAUUGCUACAGGGGAGGGAGCGCUGUGGGCACUGGACCGGGCAACCUUUCGUAGACUUGUAGUGAAGAAUAAUGCAAAGAAGAGAAGGAUGUAUGAAUGCUUCAUUGAAUCAGUCCCGCUGCUCAAAUCACUAGAGCUGUCAGAGAGGAUGAAGAUCGUUGAUGUCUUGGGUGUAAAAUCAUUUCAGGAUGGAGAGAGGAUCAUUAUGCAGGGUGAUAAGGCUGAUUGCUUCUACAUUGUGGAGUGUGGAGAGGUGAAAAUUAUGAUGAAGAGUAAAACGAAAGCAGACAGACAGGAUAACGCUGAGGUUGAGAUUGCUCGCUGCAAUCGAGGGCAGUAUUUUGGGGAACUUGCUCUCUUCACCAAUAAACCUCGAGCUGCCUCGGCCUACGCUAUAGGAGACAUCAAAUGCUUGGUGAUCGACAUACAAGCCUUCGAGCGUUUGCUGGGGCCAUGUAAAGAGAUCAUGAAGAGGAACAUCGCCCACUAUGAGGAGCAGCUGGUGGCUCUGUUUGGAUCCAGCGUGGACCUGAGGGACUGAGACAGACUUGGCCGUGCCUUAGACAUACACACACAAAAUACAACACAUAGGUUACACACAGACAUUUUGUAGGCACACAUUCCUUUUUAUGCACACUCAUAUUCCAAACAACACACACUUAAAAUCAUACCUCACGCACGCACACAACACACAUGUCUACUGUCAAUGUGUCAGCUGCUCAGUCUGAAACAAGCAUUACCAACCUAACUGCUGUGACCCUGAAGCAACCACAGCCUGGAGAGGACAUGUACACACAACACACAUUCACUUACACCAAAAAUCCCCAGCCAAGGACUCAGCCUUCAUCGUGGUCAUCUGCAGUCACAACAAAGAAAAGAGACGAGAUAAAAAAACUAAAAUCUAUGUUUAAACAAGAAAAAGUUGAUAUCUUUCAAUAAAAAAAUGCAAAAAAGCGCAAAAAUUUAAAGUUUUAGAGCAUUUUAUGAUAAUGCAAAGCUUUGAUAAACUCUUGACUCUUUAAAUAUGACCCGUUUUCUUCCCUGCUGUUGGUGCAUAAAAGUUUUUUGCUGGUGGUAUCCACAGUGACCUAUUUUUCUCACUUCUCAACUCCACGUGGUAUUGAUUAAUGUAUUACUAUUAUUAUCAUCCUCAUUAUUAUUACUAUUAUUUUGUUUUGUUGAAGGUUAACUCGCUGUUACACCACCCCACUGAUCGGAGGAUGCGAGACAGAAUCUAGUUCAUAUUUUCCCUUUAGCCUUUAUGAAUGAGUCGUCCUCAAAAAUGAAAUAAAGCAGACAUUUUGGUAACCUGCUGGGACUCUUCUGUUGCGAAUGUUUUUGUGUGUGCGUGCGUGCGUAUGCCUGUCGAAAGGUUCCGUCUGUAAUUACAGGAACAGUGCCAUUUAAAUGUCAGGAAUCAGUUUUGUGUUUGUAAACCUUGGAACGGAGGCACCAUGAAAGUGUUUUGGAAUGGAGUAUUUUGUUUAGGGUUGUAGCUGGUUAUUGUUAGUUGGUUAUCACCUCUGAGAGUUGGCUAGUUACAGCAUUUACUGAUUGUUCUUUUAAUAAACUUUGGAUAAAUCA